AUGUUAAUUGGAGAUCCCCCUGAAAGACCUCCCUUUUGGAAAAGCUUCUUUGGUCUUGGUGGUGGGACUUUUGAUUCAAACAAAGAUGUUGCUGAUAAAGCCAAAGAAAAAGAACUUCCAAAACAAGAAAAUGAACAAAAAGAAUCUGAAGAGUUAAAUGACUCGGAGCCUAAGAAACUACAUCUAGCUGAAUAUGCUUAUCCUCCUGAAUAUUUAAAAAUGCUUCUUAGUUUCUCAAAUAUACAACUCGCUGAUCCAAAAUAUCAAUGGGUUUCCAUACUAUACGAUAAAGUGCAUAAGCGUUUUCAUGUCUUCUUGCAAGGAAACGUACAAUUUAUUAAAUUAAGUCGUCAACUAGCUUAUACUCUUGGUUUCGAUUCUGAGAAGGUUCAUAGUGGACAAGUCGCAAAUUUAUGCACCAAAACUUGUUGA
Meloidogyne enterolobii is the source of this 432-nucleotide messenger RNA. Lineage: Eukaryota; Metazoa; Nematoda; Chromadorea; Rhabditida; Meloidogynidae. The record is from the annotation of a GenBank genome assembly.